Molecule: messenger RNA, 1131 nt
Organism: Drosophila innubila
Lineage: Eukaryota; Metazoa; Arthropoda; Insecta; Diptera; Drosophilidae
Gene: Or43a
Product: odorant receptor 43a
Exons: 6
Coding region: 1-1131 (376 amino acids)
Biological process (GO): detection of chemical stimulus involved in sensory perception of smell; sensory perception of smell
Cellular component (GO): plasma membrane
Molecular function (GO): odorant binding; olfactory receptor activity
Source: RefSeq, a predicted model, not a curated record
AUGGCCGAGAACGAGGAUAUUGCUUUAGUUGCAAUCAAUGUGCGCAUUUGGAGAUACUUUGCCGUACUCUAUCCAACAUCCCGGACCAACUGGCGGAAGUACGCGUUUGUGUUGCCCGUUUGUCUGAUGAACGUGAUGCAAUUGCUCUAUUUGCUGGAGAUGUGGGGAGAUCUGCCCGCCUUCAUACUCAAUCUGUUCUUCUUGUCGGCCAUUUUCAAUGCCCUGAUGCGCACCUGGCUGGCGAUAUGGAAGCAUGAGGAAUUCGAGAGAUUCCUGUAUGAACUGACGCACUUGUAUCGGCAGAUUGAGGCAUCUGCAGAUGCACAUAUUCAACGCAUCCUGCUGAAGACGGUGCGGGAGGCACGUCGCAUUGCAAUCUUCAAUUUGUCGGCCUCCACUCUGGAUAUUACUGGUGCCUUAAUCUUCACAUUGUUUCGCCAGCAGCGCGUGCAUACCUUUGGCAUUGCUCUGCCCCUGCUGGACAUGCAGAGUACUCCAACCUAUCAGAUUUUCUAUGUACUGCAAAUACCCACCCCCUUUGUGCUCUCCAUGAUGUAUAUGCCCUUUGUCAGUCUGUUUGCUGCCUUUGCGCUCUUUGGCAAGGCGAUGCUUCAAAUUCUGGCCUAUAAAUUGUCGUGCAUUGGCAACCUGAAGGAGGAGGAGCAACGAUAUCAAAUGCUGACUGCCUGCAUACGUUAUCAUAUUAUUAUUAUCAGCUAUGUAAGGAAAAUGAAUGAGCUGGUCACUUAUAUAUUAGGAGCCGAAGCGAUCAUCUUUGGCUCGAUCAUCUGCUUGCUGCUCUUUGGCCUGAAUAUUAUGAGUUCAUACACUCAAAUGAUCUCCAUAGUCAUGUACAUAGGCACAAUGCUCUAUGUGCUAUUCACCUACUACAAUCGGGCCAACGAGUUGGUCAUUGAGAGCGCGCUCGUCUCUCAGGCUGUUUACAAUGUGCCCUGGUACGAGUGUGGGAUGCGUUUUCGGAAAACUCUCUUGAUCUUUUUGAUGCAGACGCAAAGAGCUUUGGAGAUAAGAGUUGGCAACGUUUACCCCAUGACUUUGGCCAUGUUUCAGAGUCUGUUGAAUGCAUCCUAUUCGUACUUUACCAUGUUGCGUGGCGUGACCAACAAAUGA